AUGGAGCACAGAGACGAUGAUGAUGAUGAUGAUGAUGUGUCUUUUGCCAAAUGGAUGAGCAGCUUUUGGGGCCACAGCUGGAGAGAAAAGGAUGAGCGAGGACUCCGGGACCACCACCGACCACAAGAAGCCAGCUACAGGAAAGCCUCCCUGCCCUGCCCAUUUCCCGCAUUUCCCAGCAUUACGCCACCCGACUGCCACCCUAGACGACAUUCUCAUGAGGACCAGGGAUCCCGAAGCCAUCUUCCCAUGCGUUAUCACAGAAAAUGCUCAGUGGAUGGGUCAUUCAAGGAGCCAGUGGGAUCACAAAGAGGAGCUCAUUCCAAAAUACAGGAAUUUUCAGAAUCCUUUGAACAGCGCCUGUGCCUUCAAACCAAGCACCCUCCUUCUUCGGGACACAAGGGCAGGAAGGAGAGAAACGAGAGACACUGCCUAGGGAUGGACGUGAGAUCCCAUAAGAAAAUGGAGGACAGAAGGAACUCAACAAAGGAAGGACAUGGAGAUGCACCCAUGGCUCCCCUGAUUGAAAAGGGGCCUGAAUAAUGCUUUGUUUCCACAUCUCAGUGACAGAUGUCACCGGUUGUUCUGAGACCCAGUUCUUCCUCCA
Molecule: messenger RNA, 607 nt
Organism: Peromyscus eremicus (cactus mouse)
Lineage: Eukaryota; Metazoa; Chordata; Mammalia; Rodentia; Cricetidae
Gene: Lnp1
Product: leukemia NUP98 fusion partner 1
Exons: 3
Coding region: 1-543 (180 amino acids)
Source: RefSeq, a predicted model, not a curated record